UUUUUUUUUCCAGUUCCAUAGUCCAGUGCUUCAGCCAUUGGUAUGCAUAAAGCAUCCUUUGGAUCAGGCUUGUGCUACUGCUGUGAUUUACUGUCCCAAGCCCUGCCCACUUCCCUCAGCCUGCUUCUCAACAUCCUGCCUCCCAGCUCCAGCUCCAACUACAGCGCUGGGCUGUGGUGGAUACUGAACAGCCAUGCAGGACCCAGCACCUUUGGCCGCCCUGUGACCUCGGAUACAGGACCUGGGACCUUUCAUAGGACACCUGAACAUGGCCUUUUUCAGCUGUUUGUACUCAUUGUUUGGAAGAGCAAAAGUGAUGUCCUCAUCAUGGGGCUACAAGAGAGCAGAACUGGAGGCUAAAGAAGCUUGUAAUUGGCUGCGGGCUGCUGGAUUUCCGCAAUAUGCCCAGCUCUACGAAGCGGGACAGUUUCCUUUAGACAUCUCCUCUGUGAAAAAAGACCAUGGGUUUCUGGACCAGGAUUCACUUAAGUCACUAUGCAGGAGGCUGUCAACCUUGAACAAGUGUGCCUCCAUGAGACUGGAGGUCCAUUUUCAGUGCAAACAGAGUGAAGACUCUGAGGAGGAUGACCUGUGUGCCAUCAGUGACCGCUGGGCAUUCCAGCGAGAGAGUAAGACAUGGUCCCGACUGCGUACACUCUCCCCACACGUCUCCACCACCCUGCACCCUUUGAGGGCCUCUGCCAGUAGUGAGAGCAUCCUGAGUGACUUCAGCAACCUGGAGGUCACCUCCACCCACAGCAGUAGCAGCCUGAGUGUGAAGAGUGACAGAGGUACCACUUCCAGCAACCCCUCCAGUCAAGUCACCAGCACGGCAGAGCCCUACACCCUUACCUCCCACCAUGACUCCCAUGGUUCCCACUCUCCCAAUGGAUCCGCCUGUGAGGACCAGCCUGUGUCUCCAAAAGACCUGCUUACUGUUCCUGUCAGCAGAGAGAAGACCAAGAGGUGUUCCAAUACCUUCCUGAAGAGAAUGGAGUCGUUCAAGAAAAAGGAUAAAGAGAGGGAAGUGACAGAUGGCCAAGCUGUGACCUCUCCACUGCAGUUCCCUCUAACCCCUGGCAGUUUGCAUUGCACUUCCAAUGAAAGUCUACCUGGUUUAAAAAACAACACUACAGAAAAGAGCAGUGUAAAUUACAGCAGAAAAGCUCAUACUAUCUGUCGUACAGGCCGUAGGUCCCCAGUUGUGGACAGAGCUAAUGCGAAGAGCAGUUGGCUCUAUCUAGAGGACUAUGACAUGGCAGGGUGGAAGGGGGCUAAACAGGUUAUUCAGAAGAGUGGCUAUAAAAAUGGACUGGAUUGUCUGGUUCAUCUGCCAAUGGACCACAAGCCAGGCACGUUCCCCAAGUCCCUAUCCAUCGAGAGCCUGUGCACUACUUCCACCUCUCAUGAGCUGCGUGAAUGGCAGAUGGAGGACGUAAACCUCUCCCUGGGCAGCAGUCACGAGUCCCAGGAAUUCAACAUGUUUCCUAUAAGAAGAAACUCGUGUUCCUCAGUGGGGAGCAUCUAUGACAAUGUAAAUGAGGCUAGUGGCAGUUCCGACGAGUUGAGAGAGAAGGUCUUUGAGCACCUGGAUGAUAUCCUUCAACAUGUCCAUGGCCUUCAGCAGAAUAUAGACCAGUGGUCCAAGAAGGUGUGUCAGGAGCUCAGUGACAAGCAUGAGGAAGAGGAGGACACUGACGAGACCAGAGAAACAACAUUCUCCUCCAGCCUCCAUUUUGAGGAGCAGUCUAUGUCAGAUGUAGGCACGAUGGCCAGUGACUACGACAGCACAGGAAACUCUUUGAAUGAGGUGGAGGAUGUUGAGACAAGAGAACGAAGGGACUCAGGAGUGGGUGCUUCCUUAACCAGGCCAAGCAGGAAGCUACGGUGGCAUAGUUUCCAGAACUCCCACAGGCCGAGCCUGACUUCAGCCUCCCAGGAAAUUAACCGCCAGUCAGCUGCUCAGCUCAACCUUCUGCAAAAGUUCUCUCUGCUCCGGCUCACUGCUAUAAUGGAGAAAUACUGCGAACCCAACAAACAUGGCUGGAGCUGGUCUAUUCCUAAGUUUAUGAAGAGGAGUAAGGUCCCUGACUACAGGGACAAACAGGUUUUUGGUGUUCCACCAAUAAUCAAUGUCCAAAGGAGUGGGCAACCCCUACCCCAGAGCAUCCAGCAGGCCAUGCGCUACCUCCGCAGCCAAUGUCUGGAAAAGGUUGGCAUUUUCCGUAAGUCUGGGGUGAAGUCUCGGAUCCAGACUCUGCGGCAGCUGAAUGAAAAUUCCCCAGACCACGUGAGGUACCAGGGCCAAUCAGCCUACGAUGUGGCCGACCUGCUGAAACAGUACUUCAGAGACCUGCCUGAGCCUGUCCUCACCACCAAGCUCACUGAAACCUUCCUGCAGAUCUACCAAUGUGUCCCGAAGGACAUGCGUCUUCAGGCAGCCCAGGCUGCAGUCAUCCUUCUGCCUGACGAGAACCGGGAGGUACUGCAGACCCUGCUCUACUUCCUCAGUGACAUCGCCUCUGCCGAGGAGAACCAGAUGACAGCUGGGAACCUGGCUGUGUGCCUGGCCCCCUCCAUCCUACACCUCAACAUCUCCAAGAAAGAGGGCACCUCCCCCAGGUAUGUACUGCAAAAGCGGGGGCAGGGGGGGAAACCGGACCACAAGGACCUGAGUGAGAACAUGGCUGCCACUCAAGGACUCAGCCACAUGAUUGUGGAGUGCAAGAAAUUAUUCCAGAUCCCUCAUGAGAUGAUGCUGCAGUCGCGGAACUCCUAUGUCGCAGCAGAUGCCCAGCCACUCCCUCUCCACGGCUUGGGCCUGAACAUGAAGGGCGAGCCUGUGGAUUACAGAGCCUACCUGGAGGAUAAUAUCCAGGCUCUACUGAGGGAGUCCACAGAGAAGAGCAAAGGAUGGCACAGUGCCCUGGGCCCAGAAAACACAGAGCUGACAUACAAGAAGGUAGGGGAUGGCCAUCCCAUCCGUCUUUGGAAAGUGACCACCGAGAUCGAGGCCCCGCCCCAGACAGUGUUGCACAGAGUUCUGCGUGAGCGCCACCUGUGGGAUGAUGACCUGCUCCACAGCCGUGUAAUCGAGGCUCUUGAGAACAACACAGAGGUGUAUCACUAUGUGACAGACAGCAUGGCACCUCAUCCCCGCAGGGACUUCGUAGUGCUUAGGCGGUGGUGUAGUGACCUUCCUCAGGGCCUGUGUCUGCUGGUGUCCUCCUCUGUGGACCAUGACAAUGUGCACCUGGAGGCAGGGCUACGGGCAGUGCUGCUCACCUCACGGGUCCUGAUUGAGCCCUCAGGGAUGGGCCGGUCCAGGCUGACGCAUUACUGCAGAGCAGACGUCAGGGGACGAUCACCUGAGUGGUACAACAAAGUGUUUGGCCAUCUCUGUGCGGUGGAGGUUGCUAGGAUACGGGGCUCCUUCCCUGUGCUGACAGUGAAAGGAACCGAGACAAAGCUUUGAACUUUGAGAUGGACCGUCGGCCCACUUGAGACACAUGCUGCCUACAGCACACAAUGACUCAAAUGAAGGGUGCCUAUCUGUAGCAUUAUAUUACAUCUGCCUGAUAAACUCUCCAGUGUCAUCAACAGGGUACUGUCAGGAUGUGGACUCUCACUCAGAUUGCACUGAUGCCCCAUGAGGAGCCACUGAGGGAAUGUCAGUUAUAUUUACAAAUCUAAACCAGCCUAUGCAUUAACUGACCAUAAAACAUUAAAACGUACCUUGAAAGAAAGAAAAUAGACCGUUUCUUUAUGCAAAAGCCAUUCUUUUGAAAGAUUUAUGAGUCCCACCGCGACAUCCGUGCAAUUUGGACUUCUUACCCGUUUAACAUCUUGUGUUUGAGCUACAGAUUUCUGGGUUGUACUAUUGGAUUCAUCUUCUGCAUCUGUGUGAUUAACGGGGCUAAGCUAGAGCGGAGUCUGUGAGACUGGUGGAUCCCGAAAGGGCCCGGGGCCGGAUCUUUUCACAAAGUAAGAGAGAGUCCGAAUGGUUUGAGCUACACUAUUAAAAGCUAUCUAUGAAAAGCUGGGAUUCUCACAAAUACACACAUGUAACAUGUUUUACUUUAUGACAGACAAGCUACACAACAGGUGUUAGAAGGUAAGGGGUUCUUCUACAUAGAAGAUCAUAGGAAAUCCCAGGACAUAGUGUCUAUAAAACUGUAAGGGGUUCUUCUACAUAGAAGAUCAUAGGGAAUCCCAGGACAUAGUGUCUAUAAAACUAUAAGGGGUUCUUCUACAUAGAAGAUCAUAGGAAAUCCCAGAACAUAGCGUCUAUAAUGCUGUAAUAAGCACACAUAGUUGUUGUCACAAACUCCAAACUCCACAAAGUUGUCACUGACUAGUUGGAUAUUAAUUUCCCACUGAGCAAACCAUUUCUGUGCUUACAGCAUUCAUAUCAAUAUCGGUUUUUGCUUUGGCUUUAAUUUUUUAUUGACUUUUGACAAUAAAACACAUGAAUGCAACUGUUUAUGUCACAUUGUUGCCUUGGUUGCCCUGAAAAUAAAAUGGUUAAACACUUA
Molecule: messenger RNA, 4535 nt
Organism: Oncorhynchus gorbuscha (pink salmon)
Lineage: Eukaryota; Metazoa; Chordata; Actinopteri; Salmoniformes; Salmonidae
Gene: stard8
Product: StAR-related lipid transfer (START) domain containing 8
Exons: 16
Coding region: 269-3475 (1068 amino acids)
Biological process (GO): signal transduction; actin cytoskeleton organization; regulation of Rho protein signal transduction
Molecular function (GO): GTPase activator activity; lipid binding
Source: RefSeq, a predicted model, not a curated record